GGGCUUAUUUCAUACAUCUGGCUGAGCCAAGAACAUGAGGUGCCGUUUACACUGAGCAAAAAUGCGCUAGCCGGUUUGCCUAAUUUUACAAUCCCCGAUUUUUCGGUGGUUACACCCGAGAAAACCUACACAUUUUUGGAUAUGUUAGCUGAAUUGAAUGUUGGUAUUGUUGUAAUACCCAUCGUUGGAAUACUCACCAAUAUCUCGAUUGGUAAACUGACUCCUAAGGGCAUGGUUGACGCUAACAAGGAAUUGAUCACCGUCGGUCUCUGCAAUCUUGCCGGUUCCUGCGUACAAUCUAUGCCCGUAUCAGGCGCCUUCUCGCGUUAUGCCAUCAGCAACGCUUGUGGACUCAGAACUCCAAUGGCCAACUUGUACCUGGGUGUAAUUGUGCUACUGGCUUUGGGCUUUCUCAGUCCCUACUUCAACUACAUACCCGAAUCAACGCUUGCCGCCAUUUUGAUGUGCUCCAUCGUAACCUUGCUGGACCUGCAGCUACCACGGCGUUUGUGGCGCGAUGCUAAGCGUGAUUUCUGCGUGUGGGUGCUGUGCUUUACUGUCUGCAUCCUAUGCGGCGUGGAAGUGGGCCUGCUAGUCAGUAUUAUAGUGACAGUAUUACAUUUACUAUUCCUAUGGGCGCAUCCUGUGAUCUCAGUGCAUGUAGAAGAGGUAAAUGAGCUACAAUUCAUACGCGUCACGCCCACUGGCGUCAUCUAUUUCCCCGCCAUCAAUCAUUUGCGCGCCAAAGUGCUGAAAGCGUGCGAACGCGUCAACUUCAGUCUACCUGUGGUUAUGGAUUGUCAUAAGAUCACCGGCAUCGAUUUUACUGCGGCGCAAGGGAUCUCAAAACUUCCAGACGAUUUGACUCAAUCGGAAGUGGGCAGUGGACCGCUCCUCAUCAUAUACCGGCUAGAAGCGGAAAAACAGAAACUAAUACAAGCCACUGACAAGCUGAUCUUCUGUAAUGACGAUGUGAAGCUGGAAGAAUGCAUAACGCAAGAAUCAUUGAAGAAUGGGAAUUUCGUAAUGAAAGAACCUAUGAAAUCUACAAAUAGUCUGCUAGGCGAGACCCAUUUAGAUUUGCAUUAUUAGAGUAUAGUGUAGGUAGGGAAAAAGAAGAAGAAGAAGAAGAAGCGGAUGGGGAAGGGGAAGAGAAGGAACAUUGCAAGUGAGUCUUUGUGAUAUGUACGAAAAUAUAAAUAGUAAGUAACUGUUAAUUGGGACAAAUGAACACUUGCAGACUUAGAAAAGUGCAUACAUACACACAUUAGUAGGUAUGUAUUUUAGUAUGUUUGUAGGUACUCGUAUGAAUGGACGCGUACUAGAUAAUAGCUAGUAAAAAGUAAGCUAGUUGUUAUAUAAUAUGUACAUACAUAUGUAUGUCAUGUGCCAUUAUUGUUGUUGUUAUUGUUGUCGACGCCGUAGCCAGAGAGUAUUGGAAUGUUUGUGCGCCCCCAAUGUGCAAAUGUUCACUUAGUUUGUAAUUUCAGAUUUAACAA
Rhagoletis pomonella (apple maggot) is the source of this 1499-nucleotide messenger RNA. RefSeq names its product sodium-independent sulfate anion transporter-like. Gene Ontology annotation, molecular function: sulfate transmembrane transporter activity. The record is from RefSeq and is a predicted model, not a curated record. The annotation marks the transcript as partial. Gene Ontology annotation, biological process: transmembrane transport. Gene Ontology annotation, cellular component: membrane. Lineage: Eukaryota; Metazoa; Arthropoda; Insecta; Diptera; Tephritidae. The transcript has 4 exons.